AUGGCAUCAGCAAGUGAUGCUUUGAAUUACUCAGAGCCCGAUAUGCAAGUUCAGUUGACAGAGCCAAGUUCCCAUUCUAUCUACCAAAUAUUGAUGCGAAGCUCAUUCCGGAGACAGCUAUUAGAAAAUUAUAGCCAUAUUCCACCGGAGGAACAAUCCAAACAUGUCCAUGAAAUCGUAAGGCCCUGGGACAUCCGCGCGUACCCUUGCACGGGAGUUGGUGCAUGGCUUGUACCUCAACUUUGUCGGAACCCUGUGUAUCCUGAGAUUUUGAAGCGGGUCCAGGCCGGUGAGGUAUUGAUAGAUGUUGGAUGUUUUCUUGGACAUGAUCUUCGACGAUUAGUCUACGAUGGUGCGCCCUCGGAUAAAAUUUAUGCUAUCGAUAUCUUUAUCGAAGCUGAUAUCGUAUCCGAGUCCAAAGCGCUGGCGCCAUUGAGAGGUAAAAUAGAUAUCAUCGCAAUAACACAGGUGAUUCACCAAUGGGAUUGGGAAGGACAAGUCAAAGCAGCCAAACAGUUGAUUGGGUUUACCAAAGGGCCUGGCUCCAUGAUUGUAGGAAAUCAGAUUGGAAACUCCAAAGCACAAGAAGUAACUUUGAAGACACUCGUCGUUUCUAUGUGGCGACACAAUCCGGAAUCCUUUGCGAAAUUGUGGGAUCAGGUUGGACAAGAGACGGGGACAAGGUGGGAAACGCAGGCAUGGAUGAGAUCCUUUGAGGAAAUGGCAUUUGGUGCUAAAGAUGGUGCUGGGAUGGAGGAUGGAGUGGCAAUCAUUGAGUUUGCUGUGAAGAGGGUCGAGUAG
Botrytis byssoidea is the source of this 801-nucleotide messenger RNA. RefSeq lists its product as uncharacterized. NCBI's taxonomy places the organism in Eukaryota, Fungi, Ascomycota, Leotiomycetes, Helotiales, Sclerotiniaceae. The record is from RefSeq and is a predicted model, not a curated record. The coding region runs from base 1 to 801 and encodes 266 amino acids. The transcript has 4 exons.